Molecule: messenger RNA, 8756 nt
Organism: Anopheles arabiensis
Lineage: Eukaryota; Metazoa; Arthropoda; Insecta; Diptera; Culicidae
Product: homeobox protein PKNOX2-like
Exons: 10
Coding region: 1781-3349 (522 amino acids)
Biological process (GO): regulation of transcription by RNA polymerase II
Molecular function (GO): DNA-binding transcription factor activity, RNA polymerase II-specific; RNA polymerase II cis-regulatory region sequence-specific DNA binding
Source: RefSeq, a predicted model, not a curated record
UCUCGCUCGCACAUACUGUGUGCCGCUUCGGGGUGGCGCGCCGUUGCCUAGGAAAACCAGCGUCGAGGAUGCGGCGUCUCCAUCGGCGUGUCAACAUGUCGUUCGUUAUCUCGUCUCCCCCUUCAACCCCGCUGGUUUGGGUUUGGUCGGUGGUAGCUGUAGUAGUAGUGGUAGUGGUGGGUUUUCCCUUUUGUUUGAAUUUACGUUCGAGAGAGCUCACCCGCUCUCAUGCCUGGAGAGUGUUGUGCGGUCCGCCCGACGAAUACCACGCUAUCAGCCGUGUCUCAACAACACAACAUCACCAGCAGCAGCAGCAGAAGCAUCAACAGCAGCAGCAGCAGCAGCAGCAGCAGCAGCAGUACAAUUCAUCUCGCACACACACCGGGAGCUAGGAGCUUCUGUGUGUCAAAGUUGGCGUAGUUUUGGCAAAGUGAAGUGGCGUGGCAGCAGCAGCAUCCCAGUCUUCCAAAGCAAACGGGUGCGUGUGUGUUGCCUGUCAUCGUUUAGCUCAAUCGAAGCAACCAUUUCUCAAAAAACGUAUACGAGAGAAGAAGUACGUGGGGCAAUCCAUCUGCUGCUUCCUCCUGAAGGACCACGAAGGCUCACCGCUCGCCCCGGAGGGUAAUUAAGCGAGGUCGGGCCGGAACACAGCGACUAGUUCUGCUAACACCUACUGCCCACUACACUCCUUCCGGUGGAGAUUGAUCAUAUCAGCCCUGAUAAGCGCACCGAAACACCUUUAACCGUGGCCGCCCGACGUUGUUGUUAAAGCUCUGUUCAACACUCUCACACUCAGCAGUGCAGCAAAAGGAGAGUGUGCGUUCGCUAGCAGUGUUUUGUGGUGGUCCUUUUGAUGCUUCCGGACUGUGUGUUUGACACGCCGCCAGCUUUGACAGGCUCCCGAGGAGGACGGGGACGACUACUAUGAUGAAUGCGUAGUGUUGCGGCGCGCGUACACACGCAGCAGUAGUAAACACAGUGCAGCUGUCAGACGGUGUUGUUGCUGUUCGGUGCUCUGCUCUGAGGCAAAAAUGCGGUGCAUCAUCGUUACUUGAAAGAGUUUUUAGAAGAUUCGCGUGCGUUAGAAGUGUAAUUUCGGUGGUACACAAAACAAAGCAAAAAGGCCGAAAAGUCACAUGCCAGCCUUUCUUUUUUGUUUCUGUUUCGCGUGUGUUCGGUGUUCGUGAUGCGCUGGAAGGAGAUCCGAGUGAUGAUGUGUUGAAGUGUCCGUUUUGGUCCACAAAAAAAGUGAAGCAAAGGAACCGUGACCGCGGGGAGAAUCAACCGAGGAAAGGAAACAUCCGGCGACGUGCAGUUCAAGAAGUUUCCCAGAGCAUUGUCACCAUUCUCGACACCAAGCCACCGGCCUUGUCACGACGCCCGCAGUGUGUACCGAUGGAUAGCAAAAUUUGUCAAAUUUAAUUGAGUGAUGUCAUAAUGUGUUGGACUCUUACGACUAAAGGGACGAAGUGCUGUGGACAAAAUCGCUGGACGAUUUAAACACUCAAAUAUAGAUGAGUUCGAGAGUGCUUCUGCUGAUCCGCCAUUAAACACUAUUGAAGGAAGAAAUGGAAAAGCGUUCUUCAAGAUGAAUACUUUGAAGUGAUCCGCAUCAAACUCGGCAUCAAUCCCAAGCUAUCUCCCGUGCAGCAAUAUCAACCGAUACCUGCAGUGAUAAACGAAGAAAAAGAAAACUACCCAAACGGUUGCAACCCACUUUCCCCCUUUCCUUCGUUCACUACCCAUCAACACACAAACACAGAGAGAGAGAGGCACAAUAAUGCAAGAAAAUAGCGUCACGGCAGUUCCGGUGUCGGCGGUGACGGCAUCCGGACUGGGCACGAUCGGCACCACCGGCCCCGGAAGUGCCGGUGUGGUCGGAAGCGCAGUCAACAGCACCAGUGGCAGCAGCAACAGCAAUGGAAGCAGCAGCGGCGGCACUACCGGCACCAGCAACAACGGUCCUGGCAGUGGGCCAAUCACCACCGCAUCGACAGGCCCGGCCAGCGGCUCGACCCUCUCACCGCACGGCCUCAGCGACAUCGAUCAGGCACAGUUCGAGGCGGACAAACGGGCAGUCUACAAACAUCCUCUGUUUUCGCUGCUGGCACUGCUGCUGGAGAAGUGUGAACAGGCCACGCAAGGCUACAUUCCUUCCUCGUCUUCCGCGUCCAGUCCAAACGGGUCGUCGAACCAUGGCACCAGCGAUGGGGACAGUUUCUCCCGAGAUAUUCAGGCCUUUGUACAGCUGCUGGAGAAGGAAAAGCGCCCACUGCUGACGAACAACAGCGAGCUGGACGGACUGAUGAUAAAGGCGCUGCAGGUGCUGCGAAUACACCUGCUCGAGCUGGAGAAGGUGCAGGAGCUGUGCCGGGACUUUUGCACGCGCUACAUCGCCUGCCUGCGCAGCAAGAUGCAGUCGGAGAACCUGCUGCGGUCGGACUACGCGCUCGAGCACAACAACAACCUGUCCAACUCCAACAGUCCCAUCAACAGUCCCGAGCAGGAUCUUUCCGGGAGUGCCCAAGGCUAUUACCAGAGCGCCGACUACCUGCAGGGAAGUGACACCAGCGAGUACAGCAACAUGCAAGCCAAGGGAAGUGCAUUGAGCGGCGUUCCUGUUACGCCCCUGCUACCCCACCCGGUACUGCAGCAGCAGCAGCCUCCGCAGCAAUCGCUUCACCACCCUCACCAGCAAGUGCCGCCAGCAGCAAUCGAUUCACCGAACAGUGCCACCGUCCUGGAAAGCUCGGUUCUGCCCCAAGACAUGUCGCACAGUCCAAGCGCGCUAGCCGUUGGAAUGCCUGGACUUGCCGGACUGCCUCCGCUGCAUGAUGGCCCUGGAGCUGGAGCGAUGUUUCCCACUGACCUUACAGCGGCAGCGGCAGCCGCCGCCAUGGCAUUCCAACAGCAGCAGCAACACCAUCAACAGCAGCAGCAGUACCAUCUGCCCCUCCAUCCGAGCGCGGGUCCGAUGUCGCUCGGCACUGCUGUUGGUGGUUGUCCGCCGGCAAUAGCGCUUACCUCACCGCUUGACAUGUACGCCGGGCAGCUGUCGCCGUGCGGGAGCUCCGAUGAGCUCGACUCCGAGCUUGACUCGCCAGGGGACGGGGAUUCGGGCUCGGGCAAGCGGCACAAGCGAGGCAUCCUGCCCAAGCACGCCACGAGCGUGAUGCGCGCCUGGUUGUUUCAGCAUCUAGUCCAUCCCUAUCCUACUGAGGACGAGAAGCGUGCGAUAGCGGCACAAACGAAUCUCACGUUGCUUCAGGUAAACAAUUGGUUCAUUAAUGCCCGGCGACGUAUCUUGCUGCCAAUGUUAGAAAAUGCCUCCGACAACUCGGGAGAGUAAGGAUGUUCUUUACCCUCGCCUACAAAGCUAAGCUGCUGGCGCAAACCUAGUCCACCAAAGAUCUGUCAGGCUCAUUCAGGAAGGUUUUAUUUCUCACAUUAAAACCGCAACCACGGGGAAAGAUCCACAGCAGUAGCAGCAUCAGCAAAGGGACAUUACUCGCAACCAACUAUCAAGCUGAAAGAUCUCCGUACCGCCACGUUGUACGCCACAGAGAAGGAAACAGUGUGACCACUUGCAUACGCGCGUGUGUGUUUUGAAAAACAAUCCUUCCCCCUUUGUCCAAUCGUUGUUGUUCCUGUUCAAUCCAAACAAUUUCGAACAAAACGCUUGCAUUGAGCUGGUGACAUGUUUUGCAAACAGUGUCGCCGUAAUCGUUGUUUUACGAUUAAUUAUGGGGCUUUUAGGAAUGUCUAACAACAACCACCACCACCCACUGCCUCGAUCGUGUAAUUGCUUGAGCUGUCCACAGUUUUUUAGACGAUGAAUUGAAUGCAAUGGUUCUUCGUAGUUCCUCUGAUUGUGGAAUUGUUUUCGACCAUUUCCCUCCGUAAGGCAAAUGAGUUUUCCUUUCUCCGUCUUUUCUUCUAAUCAACCUUACCUAUCGAACAAACAAAACUGCCCCUUAUUCCGCAUAAAAAAACUCAAACACACACACACACACACACUCUCUCCCAGAGCGAGAAAAGGCUGACCAACCGGCAACGGCCGAGAAAUUGCUCCCAAUCAUUGUGGGUAAACAGUGGCACCGUACCGUUUCGUGCCGGGGCUGGUCCGGUCGGUACCGUGCCGUCCGAUUUGAAUAGAAAUGCAAUUUAUAAACAAAUUCAUCCCAAUCAGAGUUGAGACCUCACUGCUUGACUUCCCCCCCCUCCCUGCCUGCCAACUCGCGCACCUUGCACGGAAGUGGCAAUCGCGUUUCAAAUUUCGGUCACAGCACACAGCAUUCCAGAGAAAAGGUCCUGCGUGUGUGUGUGGUGCCUUCCGAAAAGCGGGCGAAGUGUUAUUAAUUAACUCGAACCGGUCGCUCGAACUUGGCCACCGUCGGCCGGCUGUAUCCUUUCAUCGGUUAAUGCUAUUAACGGCCCGAACGGUGGUGGUGAACGUGCGAGAAAACACAAAAUAACUCGCACACACACACGAGCCGACAGUGCGUGCCAGCGCGCUAUGAUGAGGUCUGAAUUGAUUAAUAUUUAUUACCUUGGUAAUGAGCCUCCGGCGCUAGUCCGGUCCUUCGCUAGGCCGGAAGCAGGAGGGGGCAACGGUGGGUUUUUGUUUUUCAUUCUCUGCUCCUCUGUCUCCUGCACCCGCCGUGAGAAGGUUCUUCGUACCCCUCUCUCACUCUGUGCACGGUGGGCUGCAAAGGUAACUCAAUUAGUGGCGGGAGGAAAUGGACCGGUGUGUCGAAGUCGGUGGAAAAUGUGGAACCGGCGUGAACACACGGGAAAGGACAUUCGUGCGGACCAGUUCGGUGGGUGGAGGGAAUGGUUCGAUUAUACUUACGCCUGAAGAGGGUGUGUGCGUGUGUGGUUCGUUUGGUUUUGGUUGACCAGUGGUGGAUGUAAUCGGAUGACGAUUACAUAAAUAAAUACCAUUUACAUACAUUUGGACGCAGGAGAAGAAAGGGGGAAGGACAACACACGCCGUCCUGCAAGUGAAACUAUUGGAUUAAAAUCCCUCGCCGACGAUGGCCGCGUGUUUACGGCCGUUGCACUUAAAAGCAAGCAGGAAGAAGAGAUUACGAAAUGUUUACCUCGGCGCACGGUGCAAACGCAACAAAAAAAGGGAUAAUGUAAAUCACUUCCCACUAAUAUACUUCCAUACCAAACCGUGAAGGAUACUCAGAGAGAGAGACGGGCAGAAAUGCAAAAGAAAGCACAACACAAACAAAGCCAAGUAUACGUAAAUUGCAACAAACACUCAAUCUCCUGCUCCUAGACGAGACGAGGGUUGGAUGGCAAUUGGAAAGAUAUUGUAUUUAGCAUGUAGGAUGCAACGCUGCUGGUGUGUGUGUGCGUGUGCGCGUUGCAAAAACAAACUCAAACGAAACAAGCACACAAACGCAAAGUUACUUUUAAGUGUCAUAUUAGUUCCAUCUUCUAAGUUGUAAAUUGGGUGAGCGCGUGAGAAACUACUGUGACGAGAACGAAACAAAGCAACAGAUAUACGUACACUAGUAUACUAAGCGUAGGCAAACGAGGAAGAAGAAGAAAACAAAAAGGGAAAAACAAAAACUAAGCAAAGUUAAAGUAUGUUAUAAGUAUGCAGCUGGCUGAGCGAGGCUGUAUCAGCAGUCCACUACUAUUAUUAGAGAAGUACACUAGCGCAAACCAACCAACCGCAGCACGGACGGACAGAGCAAAGAGCAAAAUACUCGCUUCGCCCGGUUCUUUCUCGUGUUUGAAGCAAAAUGAACUAAAAAAAACAAGUUAACCGAUUUCGGGAUGGGAAAGAAGCGCUGAACGGAGCGAGGGGCGAAAACACACACACACGUGGCAUGGAAAGGGAGACAAAAGGGCCCGGACAAGAAAAAGGACGAGUGAAGUCUGUGAUAAUAGAUUUAUUUGAUUUCCAUAUCGCCAUGAACGGAACCGAAAUUGAGAGAAAGAGGCCCGGCCCCCGGAACAUUAGCUACCAAAAAGAGAAAAUGCGUUAAGACAAGCGCAAUUAGCGCCCAACAAUAGAAUGGCAAAAUUGAACGAUCAUUGUGGUAAAACAGAAAAUAACACACUGCAGCAAUAUUGGUUAUGAAUCUUUCCGCGGUUUUGUUCAAAACAUCGCUUAUAGAUUGUCAUUAUUAUUACCCUAAAGAAACCCCCAAACUUCUCCGCUAUUGUAAAGUGCUACUGAAACUGUAGAAAAUCUGAUCUGAUUAUAGGAUAACGCUAAACCGAAGAAGGGAAAACUAAACCGUAGGGCAAAGUAUAGUACAUAAUGCUUGGUGUUCGAGAGAGAGAGAGAGAGAGAGAGAGAAAGCAGAAGAAACAAAACAAACCAGUCAUCGAAGUAACUGAAGUAUACCAUAGUUGAAGUAAGUAAGUGAAACGAAGCAGAAGAAAUGCAAAGUGCGACGAGUCUAUAGCAACAAAGCAACAGCAACAUUGCAUACCAAACACUACACGCGAAAGAACAAGAAAGAACAAACACAACGCAAAAGUGUAUACCAAGAGUUGCCAAUAGUUGUUCUUUUGGCCCCCCAGUUGUGUUUGUGUUGAGGAAAUAGUGAAAGUCGUUUUUCUUUACUAUUUUCAGGGGGUAGAUAAAUAACAAAACGAGCAAACUAAAGGAAAAGCGAAGAGAAGAGGAAGGUGAAACUAAAAUAUUACUACUGCUACUACUACUACUACCACUACUACUACUACAGCAAAAAGAAAUACCAUCGUCACUGCUGCGAAAACUUGUAUACGUAAAUAGGAAACAAAGAACAAAGAAUUCAUAUUGUGAGUGAGGCAUACGAAAUAAUAGAAGGUAACAAAUUUACGUUAUUAUUUUCUAACAUUAAACAUAUAUCUAUAUAUAUAUAUACAUACAAACUAUGAAUAUAUUCCUAGUAGUGUAAGGUUUUUAUUACCAUUUCCUAAUACGAUUAAGAGAGGAGACGGGGAAGUAGAAAGGCAGACAGACAGACAGACGGAUCGAGGCGAAUGGAAAGGAAGAAAUUAUUGAAAGGAUGAGAAGAAAGUAAUAUUUCUUUCCUUCAUUCCCUUGUUUUGUUGUGACACAGUUUGUAUCUUCCUUCCGUAAUGGCCACACACUCAGAAUUAACUAAUGUAUACUAAAAAAACAAAGAAACAAAUAGAAAUGCGAAACAGAAACUCACUCAAACAGUGCACCGUCCAACCAACAAAAGGAGAAGCAAACGGUGGUGAAAGCAAAGUUGUGGAAGAGGCAUAAGAAGGCUCACCAUAAGCUUCUACUUCCUACAGUCCAUCCCUUUCCUUCCCCUCCCAUCCAUCAAGAAGCUGGGUGGACAUUCUUCCAUUCGAAAAAGAAAGCAAACAAAGAUGUUACCAUUUUAGAUGUAGAUUUGAACCACGCGCGCGCUCGCGCGCCUGUGUGUAUAGAGGGUUGUUAGGUUUUUCCUGUUGAAAAGGGGUAAAGGAUAAUAAUCAUUUUCUGGUCCCACCCUCCCAUCCUCCCCAUGUAGUGCGGGGGGUGGAAAAGGGGAGUUUGAUUUGAUGCCGUGCUCUACGGCGCUUGAUUUCAAUUUCCUAGUCCCCACGGUCCCACGGGGAAGAGGUAUCGCGUGACUCGCGCACGAGCGAGCAGUGAUUAUGUAUGGGGAGCGGUAGUCCUUGAAACCGUGGGACCGUGGUUUUUCUUUCUUAACCUCAUUUUCGGAAAAUAGCCAUGGAAAAAAGGGAAAGUGAUCCACCGUUUCAGUAAUUUCAUUCAUGGUUUUGUUCCAUUUUGUAUAAUAAAUUUUUGAUGUUUUCUAUAAGUUUCUAUAGUUCACACACGAUGAGCAAGAGAAACACACACUCACUCACAACAACACAUUACGUCCGUGCCAUUAAGAGAAACUAAGCGAAGGAGAUAUGAUAAGUGGGGAAAGCAACAAAAACAGAAAGGAAAACCACAUGAAACUAGUGUAGAAUAGUGUGAAAGAGAAGAAGAGAAGCUAACGGUAACAACACAGAACUACCUUCAGUUGAAAGUACGUAAAAAAACAAACAAACAAACACAUAACUUUAGACCUAACGGGCAACAAAACGUAUACCGCAUAAAAAUUACCAAAACAUGAGAACGAAACUAGAUAAAACGCAACUUCCUUCAGAAAGAGAGGGGAGAAGAAAGAGAUGAAGGGGGAAAAGUAGCGUUUUGGCUUAUUUGCUUUCUAAAAACUGCUUUGUGAAAACGUACACGUAAAUGAAACAACACACCAGAUACUUAGUUGGCAAAAACUAAACACAAGAGACAAGUGAAAGCGAUAACAAAAUUUAGAACAUAAAAGAUUUCUUAUCAAAGUCGAAGGUCCCUUCCGUUUUUGCUUACACAAUAUUUCGGCAAAUAAAGAAAGCAAAGCAAAGUAACAAAAUUAAACAAAAGCCAAACAGUAACAUCAAAACAGAUUGGAACAUAGAGGAGAGAGAAACUACUACCUUCAAACCACACUGUGUAAAAAGAAUUGCUAGAAAAGUGAAUGCUGAGACAAGGCAGCCCCCCUCCUCAGCAAAAGCGAAACAAAGCAGAAAAGAAAAUGUAUACUAUUAUAUUAUUAAAUUGAUUGAUAAUUAAAGAAAUCAAGUAAAGAAGAAGAGAUAAACAUCUCAAAAAGGAAUCGAGAGCACCUUCUCGUGAAAGUAAAACACACACACAACACAAAUUUAGCCGAAAAUGAGAACCUCAUUGGGACAUUGAGAAUAAAAAGAGGACCGCUGAGAAUAAAACUAAAUUUGAAAAGUAA